GGUAUACAUUCGCAGCAAAAGAAGUAUCAAUAUAUCACCUAUAGAGAGAGGUUUAGAAGAUAGAAUAUAGUACUUACUAUAGCUAGAUUAAUUAGUUUAAGGUAUCAUCAACUAUGAGAGAUAAUAAUAAUAGUAUUAUUGGGUCACAUGGGGGAAAGAUUAGUGAGAGUGUUACGAAGAUGAAGCCAUAUUUGGCUAUGAUUUCUCUGCAGUUUGGCUACGCAGGGAUGUAUAUUAUAAGCAUGGUCUCCUUCAAGCAUGGCAUGAGUCACUUCGUCUUGUCUGUAUACCGUCACGUUGUUGCUUUUCUAAUCAUAGCUCCCUUUGCCUUUGUGCUUGAAAGGAAAGUAAGGCCAAAGAUGACUCUUCCGAUCUUCCUACGCAUAGCGCUGCUUGGUUUCUUAGAGCCCGUGUUUGAUCAAAACUUGUACAAUUUGGGAAUGAAGUACACCUCUGCAACAUUUGCAUCCGCUAUUGUGAACAUUUUACCUGCUAUUACCUUCAUAUUGGCUUUCGCCUUCAGGUUAGAGACAGUGAAUGUGAAAAAGUGGCAUAGCCUUGCAAAGGUGAUAGGGACAGCAAUUACAGUUUCAGGAGCAAUGGUGAUGACACUGUACAAAGGUCCCAUCCUAGACAUCAUACACAGCCAUUCCUCGAGCGGACAACAGAGCUCCAGCGCCGAGUCCGGGGACCACCACUGGGUCCUCGGAACCCUCAUGCUUGUUGGGAGCUGCGGUGGAUGGGCCACCUUCUUCAUUUUACAAUCAUUUACGUUGAAGCUAUAUCCGGCGGAGCUGUCUCUCACAGCCUGGAUAUGCUUGAUGGGUGUGUUGGAAGGUGGCAUUGUCACUUUUGUGUUCGAACAUGACAUGCAUGUUUGGGUUCUUGGCUGGGAUUCCAGACUUCUUGCUGCUGUCUACUCUGGUGUUGUGUGCUCUGGAAUUGCAUAUUAUGUGCAAGGAAUGGUGAUAAGAGAAAGAGGCCCCGUUUUUGUGACAUCAUUCAGUCCUCUGUGCAUGAUCAUAACCUUCGCUCUUGGUGCCAUUGUAUUGGCUGAACAAGUCCACCUUGGAAGUAUAAUUGGAGCCAUAUUCAUAGUGAUGGGACUCUACACUGUGGUUUGGGGCAAAAGCAAAGAUCCAAUAGAACCAUCGGCACCAUCCAAAAAUAUUGAUCAAUUGCCAAUCACAGACACCAUUAGACCAAUUAGUGUUGUUAGUGUUACUUCUAACAAUAUUGGAGGAGGACCACUAGAGAUGUCCAAGAUUUCUACGUCUUCUCAGCAGAGUUCAUAAAUAUAUACAUGAUAUUAUAUUUAACAUUUGGGGCUAGCUACGUACGUAGUUAUAUACAUAUCUUAGUUAUAGAGCAAAAGAUUACGUACGUACAUCUCCUAGAGGAGAUCGUAAUCUGAAUAUAAAUGGAACUUGUUCCUUCCUUUUUCAUCUUUUAUUUAGCUGUUUCUCAAUUCUUCUUCCCCAUAAAUGUAACUUGAGAGUAAUUACAAAUUAUAAUGGCUUGCUCCUACAUCCAUUUUCUCUUUAAAUUUGUGAUAUAUGUCAUUAUAUUUUAUUGGUUCUAAGUUAUAUUAAA
This is a messenger RNA of Cannabis sativa, 1593 nucleotides long. Its product is annotated as WAT1-related protein At4g08300. The record is from RefSeq and is a predicted model, not a curated record. The transcript is spliced from 6 exons. Bases 114 to 1295 code for a protein of 393 amino acids. Gene Ontology annotation, molecular function: transmembrane transporter activity. NCBI's taxonomy places the organism in Eukaryota, Viridiplantae, Streptophyta, Magnoliopsida, Rosales, Cannabaceae. Gene Ontology annotation, cellular component: plasma membrane.